Molecule: messenger RNA, 1092 nt
Organism: Akanthomyces muscarius
Lineage: Eukaryota; Fungi; Ascomycota; Sordariomycetes; Hypocreales; Cordycipitaceae
Exons: 2
Coding region: 1-1092 (363 amino acids)
Source: RefSeq, a predicted model, not a curated record
AUGCUAUCCAAUCUGUUUUCGACAGCCUUGUUGGCAAUCGCAACUCUGCAAAGCCAUGUUUCCGCCAGUCCCACAGACAUGGUGCCUCGCGCCGCGGCCGUCUCCCACGAUGGGCCGCAAGUUGUUGUAGAUCCUGCCGGCGUCUACAUGCGAGUCACACGUCUGCACGACGGCAGUCUGCUGGGCGGCUACGCAGCUGGUGACGGCUCCAACAAGGUGCUGCGCGUCACCAAAUCCACUGAUGAGGGUACCUCGUGGAAAGUGAUUGGAGCAGUUGACAGUCAGCCCUCUGUCUCGCACGACCUGGACAACGCGUUCCCUCUACAGCUUCCUGGCGGCCGCAUUGUCUUUGCGUUCCGAAAUCACGAUCUCGACGGCAACAAAAAGCCUACAUACUUUCGACUUACUGUAUGCUACUCGGACGAUGGCGGUGUCAGCUGGAAGUAUCUCUCGCAGAUUGACGAGCGGGCCAAGAACGGCGUAAACGGCCUUUGGGAACCGUUUCUGAGGAACGCAAGGGACGGCUCUCUACAGGCCUACUACUCCUCGGAAAACAGUGGCGGCGAUCAGGAUAAUCUGAUGCGAAUCUCUCGUGAUGGUGGAAAGACUUGGUCUGGACCCCGCCCUGUGUCUGGUGUUGAUCGAGAUGGAACCCGCGAUGGCAUGACGGGCGUUGCCGAAGUCAACGACAAUGGCAGACUCAUUUGCGUUUUCGAAAACACAGAGGCAGGCUACUUUACCGUCGACGCCGUGUACUCCGACGACGACGGCCUCACCUGGCAGCAGGGGAACCGCCAGCGCAUCUACACGGCCGCGAACCGCCGCGAGGCUGGCGCGCCCUCCGUGAUCAACGUCGGUGACACUCUUGUCGUCGACUUCAUGACCAACGAGAACACGAAUACCCCCCAGCUCGAUGGUGGACAGAUGAAGGUUGUCACGAGCACCGACGGCGGCAAGAGCUGGGGCGGCGCUACGGUGACUGGCGAGGCGGGCUCGCACUGGCCUGGCAUGGUUGCUCUCAACAAUAAUGGAUUUCUGGCACUCUACUCGCAGAAUGGCCAUGGACUUGUUAGCCAGAAGUACCGUGUGUAG